CAUCACGCAGCGGUGGUACGCGCUGGAGCUGGGUGUGAAGAUGGCGGACGAGGAGGCCGAACAGGACCGCAGUCCUGAGAACGGAAUCACUGAAACGCUUAGAGAACUGAGACAACGGCUUCGAGAGCUGCAAGAAGACAUUAUCAGAAAGAGCGAUGAGUCUCCCUCCGAGUCCUCCUCUGAAUUCUGUCAGGAGUUCUGCAGAACGCUGCUGGAGUACGCCGGCAGGUGGAGGAUAGAAGAAGAGCCUUUACCACUGGUGGAAGUGUACAUAGUCGCCCUGCUGAGCUACGCCCAGGCCUCUCCACAUCUCUCCCUGCAGUGUGAGAGUGUUCCCCUUGUGGUCGAGAGGCUGUCACUGAGUUUUGUGGAGCUGUUGCUCUCCCUGAAGGAGGACCUUCCAGGAGAUUUGUGGAAGGAAUUGAAGUCAUGUGUACAGUUUGCGUCCAGUAAGCUGCAGGAGAGUGGCAUCACUCAGCUGUCCCUGCUGUCUGCUCUGGGCCAGUAUGACGGUGUUUGGACCAACAGGGUCCUCCAAGGCCUUCUGUCCAAUGAAAACCCACCAACUGAACAAGUUGAGGCGUUUCUGGUGCAGGAGGGCCUGGUGUUGUCGGAGAUGAGAGUGAAGCAGCUGAUGAAGGACGGUCAGCUGGAGAAAGCUGCUCUGCUGGCCAAGACUUGCUCCCAGUGUGCCACCUUCCAAGGGAGCGGAUCCUUCAAACAGAUGUACCUCGUCUGCCUCAGUGCUACCUCAGAUCAGGAUCAGCUGAUGGAAGUGCUUUCAAAGGAGGAUUGCCGUGAUGCAUUAGAGAUGAUCUGCAACCUGGAGUCCGAUGGAGAUGAGAAGGCAGCUUUCAGCUUAUGUACAGCCUUCCUGACCCGACAGCUUCUGCAAGCAGAUACAUACUGUGCCUGGGAGCUCACACUGUUCUGGAGUAAACUGCUGAAGCGACUGGAGCCGUCAGAGCAGGCCUUCCUCGACAGAUGCCGUCAGAUGUCCUUACUGUCCAAAACGGUCUACCACAUCCUGUUCCUCAUCAAAGUCAUCCAAUCAGAGAUGGACAGCGUUGGACUGCGGGUGUGCAUCGAACUGUGCAUAAGGGCCUUGCGGAUGUCUGCAGAGGAUGGAGGCACCAAGGCCACUGUGUGUAAAACCAUCUCCUGUUUGCUACCCAGUGACCUGGAGAUCAAGAGAGCAUGUCAGCUGACAGAGUUCCUUUUGGAGCCCACCGUGGACUCGUACUACGCUGUGGAGACUCUUUACAAUGAACCAGAUCAGAAGCUAGAGGAGGAGAACAUGCCUGUUCCCAACUCGCUGCGCUGCGAGCUCUUGUUGGUUUUUAAAACCCAGUGGCCUUUCGACCCUGAGUUCUUGGACUGGAAAACACUAAAGCGUAACUGUCUGGCCCUGAUGGGUGAAGAAGCUUCUAUCGUUUCAUCCAUUGAUUUGCUUAAUGAUACUGAGGAUCCUGAGGAAGAGGAAGACUACUUCAGUCAGGAGUUUAAUAAUGACCCAGACCACUUAGAAAGCGGCACAUAUAAACUAAAAGAUGUUUCAGACAAGAAACAAAAGAACCGAGAGAUGAAGAAACUGAGAGAGAAAGGAUUCAUAUCCGCCCGGUUCAGAAACUGGCAGGCGUACAUGCAGUACUGUGUGCUGUGUGACAAAGAGUUUCUGGGGCACAGAAUCGUUCGUCAUGCACAGACUCACCUGAGCGGGGGAGUAUACAGCUGCCCUAUAUGUGCUCAAACCUUUACCUCAAAAGAAACAUUGAUCCCACAUGUAGCGUCACAUGUGAAGCAAUCAUGCAAAGAAAGGCUGGGUGCAAUCAAAACCAACAAGAAACUGUCUGAUCCUAAAACGGCUGCUCCUGUUAUCGCAGCGUUUAAUGCAAAGGGAGAAAACAGACUUAACGAAAGCUCUUAUUCUGUUGGGAAAAAUGGCGGGCUGAUGAAAAAUGUUAAGGGCAGUGUGGCUCAGUGUAACGUGGUGUGUAGUGAGGACAAUGUGUGUCCGGUUGGAAAUUGUAGAAGAAGCUACAAAUUUUUCAAAAACCUCAUUGCACAUGUUAAAGGUCACGGGGACAACGAGGAGGCUAAGAUAUUCCUCGAGAUGCAGAGUAAGAAGGUUGUGUGUCAGUACUGCCGCCGCCACUUUGUUAGUGUCACCCAUCUUAACGACCAUUUACAGGUUCACUGUGGUGUUAGGCCUUACAUCUGCAUACAGCUCAACUGUAAGGCCAGUUUCUUGUCCAACGCCGAGCUCAUCGUACACAAGAAAACACACACUGGCUUUAAGGCGAGGUGCAUGUUUUUAAAUUGUGGCAAAAUUUUUAACGAGGCCUUCAAACUCUACGACCACGAGGCGCAGCAUUAUAAAACUUUCACCUGCAAAAUAGUGGACUGUGGGAAGGUUUUUCAUUCACAGCAGCAGCUGGAUAUGCACUGGGAGGAACAUGCCCCUAAGAAGGAGGAAUAUGCCCCUGUGAAGGAGGAACAUGUCCCUAAAAAGGAGGAACAUGCCCCUGUGAAGAAGGAACGCCCAUCUACUGAGCCCCUGAUCCCACAAAUCAAGAAGCCUUCACUUAUUGAACAAAUGCUCAAAAAUCACACUCCCAGUCACCAAGACAAUUCCCAAGAAAUGUGGAACAGUCAGAGUCCUGUUAAUCAUGAUCAAGCAAAGCAGCCAGUGUCCAUUGAGAGUUUGCUGAAAUCUUCACAAGGACCCGCGGAAACUUCGGGUCAAUACAGAGUCAACAAUGAACUCCCAAAUCACCUUUUCCCAGCCAGUCAGACUCAGAGUUUAAGUAACUCUGUAAUCCAGCCUGUGAAUCCCCACUUGUCUGACACUUAUGGGAGCAGGGAGAGUCCCGGUGGUCAUUCUAUGGAUUAUAUGAGGCCACCUCAACAGCAUCAACCAAUACCUCAGUUUGCAGCUAAUGUAGGUAAUCCGUCACAUUUAUUUAACUCGAAGGUCUCACAAAGCCAGCCACAAAUUUUCCACAACACUGUAAAACCCGGACCUGUGGGUUACAACUCUGUUAGCGUUUCACCGUCAGCACGGCAGCAGGGCGCAGUGUGUGGUGCCAACAUGUCGACACCUCCACAGAUCCAAAACUCCAUAUUGCCAGUGAUGGCGCAACCACUCCCUCCAACAGUUAUCCCACAGACACAUACUGUGAACAGACCAGAGAACUCAGUGACGUCCUCCUCCAGCACAGGCAUACCCCCCGGACAGAGAGAGCGGUUCCACUGUGUAUUUGAAACUUGUACGAGGAACUACAGCUCUUACAGAAACGUCACCAAACACAUGAAAGCAUUUCACUCAGAUUUCUUUGAGCAGUGGAAAGUUAACCGAACUGACAUUAAGGUAACCUUUGUUCCAGUUAAACAACCCAGUCCAGCAUCACUGCAGAACAAGCAGUUCAACCAAGUUCAGGUCCCUGCAGUUCAGAGGCAGAACGUUAUCCAAUCACCUCCGUACACUAACAUGGGGGCAAGUACAAAGUUUCCAUCUGUACAUCCUCUUCAGUCCUCUUCCCACAACCAGAACGCUUCACUCUUGAUGCAAAACGUUUUAAAUCCUAUUGUUCUCUCCCAGCUUGGGCGUGACACGAAUCCAAUACCUGCACAGCCCCAAGUUUCAGGUAGUCAAAACUGGCAAUCAGCUCCUGGAAGUGGGCCUAUUCAAAACUGUGGCCCCUCCCAAGUCUAUCCACCUGGUAUGCAAGGGAUGCCACCGGUCAAUUCUGCAAGUGCUGCUCUGCCGCUCAGUGUCCCUUCUUGCUCUGUGAUUGAAUCAGCUAUGAACAGACCAGGAAAGUCUCUGCAGCCACCAGUUGUGGAAAAUGGGUGCCAGUCAGUUCAGCCCAUGUAUGCAGAUGUUUCUAAGCAAGUGUCCCAACAAGAGUUGUUGCAGACAUCACUGAUGCAAAGCAGUGUUAUCUCCAGUUCCAGGGUACCAGAUAAAAUGAAAUCAGUGCAAAGUGGGCAGUCCCACUUUCCUCCUCCAGGCAGCAUCAGCCAAAAUGUCCAUACCAACCAACCUCAGAACGGCCCCAGCAUGUCUGACAACGGUCCUGAUAACCAAAAGGCCAAAAAGAGAGGGAGGACCAAAUGGCCAGCUAUCCUUAGGGAUGGGAAGUUUGUUUGCUGCAGGUGUUUUAGAGAAUUUAGUAGCCCCAAGUCCCUCGGUGGCCAUUUGUCUAAGCGUACCAUCUGUAAACCUCACGACGAGUCUGUGCUGAACGCAGACCUGCCAGCAUCUUUUCUUGGCCUUCUUAAUUCCGAUCAAACAGUUGGCGAUGCACAGCAACCGUUGUCUUAUAAUCCUGUCCCUGCUUUUCAAGAGAAGCCCCAUCAGGCAGUAACCAAUGGAUCAGCAGCCGCCAAGGAUUACCCCGCUCCUAACUAUCCACAGAAUAGUUUGCCCAUAUAUGGGAAUGACGAGUCAAGCGAUGACCUUCUGAAACAAAUCAUGUCUGAUGCCAACAUGGCUGAACUUUGUGUGCACGCAUCUGCUCCAAAAACACUACUUCAAAACCCCUGUGGCCUCUAUGGAGCAGGUGAACGUUUACCAGGGAGUUCAGUGAUACAGCAUACUGAAAAUGUCCAGCCAAAGAGACUAGAGAAUUCCUACAGUACAGCCUGCUAUUCUCAGCCAAGCAUUGAUGCAUUUGUCGGGGGUGAAUUCCCUGACCCUCUUCUUUCUCAAAUUCUCACAGAAAAUCCUUUAGCUGCAGUCCCCGGAAGUGUUUCCACAAACAACAGCGAGGGGUACAACUCUGGUUCUGACAUACAGAUGGCAAAUACAGAUUCAAACCCAAUGAUGAAACCACAGUUACCCGAUGGACUGCUUAGUCAAGCAACAACAAGUGGAACACAUGCUGAAACACAAAGGAAGGCACAUGAGCAGGACGUGAAAAAGAGGCUGCGCGAGCAGAUUUUGGCAGGUGACCUUCAACGUAGGAACCACAUGUGUUAUUCAAACAGCACUGACCCCAACACCAGUUCAAAGCUGUUUGACCCCAUGUGCAGCCCCUCUAAUAACUCUGGCUUUAAUCACAUGUAUCAUGAUUUAAAGAGUGAGGAACAAUUUAUUCAAGAAAACUCUCUUCUCAUCCAAGGGGCCUCUGACAAAAUUGAAGAAUUAUUAAACACACAGAGCUUCACUGGUUUCAGAGAGACCCCCAGCCUGCAGCAGGAGAUAGUGAUCCCUUCAGGGGUUGUGGCCAAUGAAGCAGACUUCGAGCCCACACAGUUAUCUGCGAGCCAGCAACUCAUGAUGUUAGAAAUUCAAACAGCAUUUGAAAGGUUAAACUUGGUGAGAGAAAUACCAGAUCAAAUGGCAGCUUCAGUGCAACAAAUCAGCAAUAACACAAACAAACCGGCAGCACCGGUAGGGGUUGGCAUUUGCAGCCCAACAACAUCAAACUUAGUGAAACCAUUUGCUUGUGAGAACUGUCCUUUCAAUACCCUGUCAGGUGAAGCUCUCUGGAAACACCUCUCUAAAUGCCACAACUACACCCUCGAUAUGGUCAAUGUGGUCAAAAAGAGAUACGGUGAAUAUGCUCCUUACAAGUGUGAGAAAUGUAGCAAAAGAUUUACUCGCAACUCAAACCUUCGCACUCACUAUCAGUCGAUACACAAACUAUCAUCCAAGGAAGUCGAAGAACUAGAUCUGAAGCGCAGAGAGGCUAGGAGUGCUGUUGUUCAAAACUGGCGUCUUGGUAAAAACCCAGAGAACAUUAAACAGGAGUAUUCCCCCCCAGAAACUCAACAACGUAAAUGCCCAUCAAAAUCACCCGCCAUCAUCAGGCAGCCGGUAGUUAAACCAAACAUGGAGACUCCCAAGAAGGCAAAAGAGAAGAAGCCAAACUCUAAAGAUGCCUUGAGUCCGUACAAACCUUACCGCUGCGUCCAUCAAGGCUGCAUGGCAGCCUUCGCCAUCCAGCACAAUCUGAUCCUCCACUACCGGGCUGUUCACCAGUCUGCUUUGUCAGCGUUGGAAGUCAACAAGGACCAAGACCAGGACGAGAGUGAGGAACUGGAUGAAAAAACAGACCAUGAAGAGGAAAAUCCAGAGCCAGAGAUCCCUCAAAUUUCUGAAUUCAGAUGUCAAGUUAAAGACUGCUCCAGAGUUUUCCAAGAAGUCCCCCACCUCUUGCAGCACUAUCUUCAGCUGCACGAGUUCAGCCUGGAAAAGGUCGGCAAUCUUGUGUCCCACACCAAGCUGGGCAGGUUUACUUGUGGCCACCAGGGAUGCGAGACAAACUUCACUUCUUUCUGGAGAUACAUCGGGCACGUCAAAGAUCAGCAUAAAGAUAUGAAGUUAACCAAACCAGAACAAUUACUCAACUUAUUCAAGUGUGAAAUUGAAGGCUGUGAACUUGCAUAUGCAACAAAGUCAAACAUGCUGAGACACGUCAUGAAGAAGCAUAACGACUGGUACCAGAUGAAACUAAAGGGUCAACAGAUGAGGAGGGAUGGGAUUAAACCGAAAACUAAGACUCUGCUCUACCAACUUACAAAGACGAGUAACGGGAAGGAAAACAUCGAGAGCAAUAAAAAGUUCCUACAGAGGGCAAGAGACGCAAAGAGAUUCAGCAAGUCCAAAACCAGUCACUGGACCACAUAUGGGAAACCCUCCUUGAAAACCAAAGUGGAGGCAUCUGCAAUGUGCACCAAGAAGUUCCCGUUACAGUACCCCUGUAUGAUCAAAGGUUGUGACACAGUGGUGAAAUCAGAGCGGAACAUAGUCAAACAUUACAUUGGACACGGACUCUCAGAGAAAUACCUUGAACUGCAGAGAAGUCAUUUUAUAUUCUGCAAGAAGUUCGCCAAGCACAAGUACCGCCCGAUGCGGAGCGAUGAUUCCAAAUCUGACAACACCUCUGACGUGUCCGACAGCGAGAUGCCAGCAGACGCCGUCCAGGAAGCGGGGGAAAAUGGACACUCAAAGCCUUACUUGCGUAAAAGGACCGCAGCAGGAUUACCUUCUGCCUUCUUUGACAACAAAAUGUCCAACGGUGCGAGCUCGGACAGCUCUCUGGCGGUCAAACGUAAACGUGGACGCCCUCGAAAACUGAUCGGAAAAAUUGCAAAACGCAAGAAAAUCCCACGACUGAGUAAGGUCGCUGUGGUUUACAGCAAGGACGACGAAUCCAACUCCUCCUCCCCUGCAGUAACACAGGAGGAGAGGACUGAACAGAGUACCUCAAUGGCCACUUUUAAACCCAUGGGAUUUGAGAUGUCGUUCUUGCAGUUCCUCAGUCAGUCAACGAAAUGUGAAAUUCCUUUGACGAGGGCGAUUGUUGAUCCUGAAAUGUGCAGGAAGGUUUUGGGUCUGUCCAGCAAAGAAACCUGUGUCAAGUUCAGCAACCGUUCAAAAUUAAAGUCUCUAAAUCGGGUGAAGAUAAUCCUGGACAAAGCUUUUUCAAGGUUCUCCACGCCCAUGUUGAAGCAGCUGCAGGACCUGCGGCCCACAGUGGUGUUGGAGAGGAACUACUGAGGUGUGUUUCAAUGUUUUUUGUAAAGCAGGAUCUCAGGAGUAGAAUGAGUAGAAUCUGCUGCAGACAGUGCCCUACAUCUGAAACCUUUUUUACACAUCCAGUUAUCAAAAAAGAACUGUUGCUUUGAACUAAACUGUCAUAAUGUCUGUACAUUGUUUUGUCAUUUUUAUAGAAUAUAGCAUGUUUUUAUUUAUGGACCCUGAAGGUGUAAAGGUUUUUUUAUUUUCUUUCUGAAAACUGAAAUGAGACAUCAGCUUCUUCUGUCUUUAUCAUCCCUGUGGGACUUGAAGAUACGGACUAUGAAACAGAUGUGUUGUUGUGUGUAGUUGUGAUCAGAAGAUGUUGAUUAUUGUGCGUUGUGUGUAUAUAGUUGGAGAUCACCCACUGCCACCAGCAGUCUUACUAUUAAAUCAGUUUUUUUACAACCA
This is a messenger RNA of Notolabrus celidotus (New Zealand spotty), 7939 nucleotides long. It is a transcript of the gene znf292b, whose product is annotated as zinc finger protein 292b. Gene Ontology annotation, cellular component: nucleus. Gene Ontology annotation, molecular function: DNA binding; DNA-binding transcription factor activity, RNA polymerase II-specific. The transcript is spliced from 8 exons. The record is from RefSeq and is a predicted model, not a curated record. Gene Ontology annotation, biological process: regulation of transcription by RNA polymerase II. Lineage: Eukaryota; Metazoa; Chordata; Actinopteri; Labriformes; Labridae. Bases 41 to 7510 code for a protein of 2489 amino acids.